ACAUUGACAGUUGACGAACAAACCAAACAAUUUGUCGUGUGAUUUUUCUGUAAAAUGAACGAAAAUGACGAUGAACUCACUACUUUUUGUGACUCAGCGGCAUCCUUAGUGGAAGGUUGUCGUUUGCCUGUUCGUAUGCAAGGAGGCGACGACUGGCCUUUAGCAGAAAUUAUAAGCAUCAAGGAAAGUCGAGGACAGAGAGGAUACUAUGUGCACUAUGUUGACUUCAAUAAACGCUUGGACGAGUGGGUCGGGGAGUCAUGGCUGGACACACGCAAGGUCCAGUUCCCUCGCCGGGACGGAGCGCCGACCGGAGGCACCACCACACCGAAGAAGACUCACAUUGGUUCAGGAGGUGGCGUGAUGCCUACUUUUAUUAAUGAUACAGUCUGCAACGAAAGCCAGAAGUCUAGUAGCAAUAGCAUUAGACCCACCCUCGUGAGCCAACCCGCUCAGCCCAAAAUAGAGAAAGCCCACUUUAGCAAUGCACUCAAUGGUUCCACACAAAAACUUGCACAUGGCGGCAUGCCGGAGCCCCGUCAACUUAUAUCGCGGCCAGCCAGCCCCACGCUCACCCAUGACACGUCAUCGCUUGUCAACGGAGGCGCGGUACUGGCUGCAGCGCUGCAGAAAAAGAUGAACAGGAAAAGGAAGGCUAACUCCUUGGAUAUAGAGCCUUCAGAGCCCAUACCGGCAACAGAAUCCGAGACAGGCGACACGAUAGCGAGUGGCGCCGCCACUCCUACGGCUAGACCUAGGCAGUCUGGCAGUAUGGUCGCCCACGGUCAUGACGACCUGGUGACAAGAAUGAAGAAUAUAGAAAUGAUUGAGCUUGGACGACAUAGAAUACGGCCUUGGUACUUCGCACCAUAUCCUCAAGAAAUGGUCAAUUUACCGUGUAUUUAUAUCUGCGAAUUUUGUUUGAAGUAUAGAAAAAGUAAAAAGUGCUUGGAAAGACACUUGAUCAAAUGUAAACUAAAACACCCUCCAGGCAACGAAAUAUACAGGAAAGGCAGCAUAUCGUUCUUCGAGAUAGACGGACGGAAGAACAAAUGCUACGCUCAAAACCUGUGCCUGCUCGCCAAACUGUUCCUUGACCACAAGACAUUGUAUUAUGAUACGGACCCGUUCUUAUUUUACGUCAUGACAGAAUUUGACUCUAGAGGUUUUCAUAUAGUAGGAUAUUUUUCAAAAGAGAAAGAGAGCACGGAAGACUACAAUGUAGCAUGUAUAUUAACACUACCUCCAUACCAAAGAAAAGGAUAUGGAAAACUCCUUAUAGAAUUUAGUUACGAAUUAUCAAAGUUCGAAGGCAAAACGGGUUCCCCCGAGAAACCGCUGUCGGAUUUGGGAUUGUUGUCUUACCGGAGUUACUGGGCACAGACAAUCCUGGACAUACUGAUGCACAGCAAGCCAGUGGGAGACAACGAGAAACCUAUCAUCACCAUCAACGAAAUAUGUGAAUUGACCAGCAUAAAAAAAGAAGAUGUAAUAAGCACACUGCAAAACUUGAAUCUGAUCAACUAUUACAAGGGACAGUACAUCAUAUCCGUCAAUCAGGAAACGAUACAGCAACACGAAAAGGCAAUGGAGAAGCGAAUGUUACGGAUCGACCCCAAAUGUCUGCACUGGACGCCUAAGGAUUGGUCUAAAAGAGCUAAGUGCGUGUGAAGUGACAGUGUUGCGAAGAUGCGAGCUAUCAAACUGGCUUCAAAACGUAACGCCUUCAGAAAACGGAUCAACCAAGCCAACCUCAACGUGUGUGCGUAUCAAAUUUUCAAUUAUCGCCGUGUAUUUCAUAUGUUUCCAUUAAAAUUUGAUAAUUUUCACUAAAUUCGUUAUACUAAAUCUUAUCUCUUGCUGCUCAAAUUAUUUUAUUUUACUUAUUUUCUCGUAGAAAACGUGUUCAAUGUUCUAAGUUAAAUUGUAUAGACAUACUGCGGCUUAUUAUGC
Messenger RNA from Ostrinia nubilalis (European corn borer), 1953 nucleotides. RefSeq names its product histone acetyltransferase Tip60 (gene Tip60). Bases 55 to 1671 code for a protein of 538 amino acids. Gene Ontology annotation, biological process: positive regulation of transcription by RNA polymerase II; negative regulation of DNA-templated transcription. Gene Ontology annotation, molecular function: histone H4K16 acetyltransferase activity; transcription coregulator activity. NCBI's taxonomy places the organism in Eukaryota, Metazoa, Arthropoda, Insecta, Lepidoptera, Crambidae. The transcript is spliced from 14 exons. The record is from RefSeq and is a predicted model, not a curated record. Gene Ontology annotation, cellular component: chromatin; MSL complex.